This is a messenger RNA of Aspergillus tanneri, 1626 nucleotides long. RefSeq lists its product as uncharacterized. Bases 1 to 1626 code for a protein of 541 amino acids. The record is from RefSeq and is a predicted model, not a curated record. NCBI's taxonomy places the organism in Eukaryota, Fungi, Ascomycota, Eurotiomycetes, Eurotiales, Aspergillaceae. The transcript has 3 exons.
AUGAGACGUUUUGAUUUCAAGGGCGACGACGCUCAAUAUGUAUCUUUUCUUGAGGACAUCGUUCAAAAGUCCGGCUUGCUUCAGCCUGCAAAACUACCUCCCUCAACGGAAGGACAUACCCACUCAGCCUAUGUGAGUAGCAGAAACCGUCACCAGCAUACCCCACCAACUUCGGAAGACGAAGAAACAAUGGUAUCACGACAACUUCGGAUUAUCCAGUACGAUCCUUUUGAAACGGAGAAGAGCAACCGGCUUCGACCUAGCAAAGAACGAUGGCAGAAAGAGCUGGAUCGUCUUCUCUCAUUGGUACCAAACAUCGAGGCAUUAGAUACAAAGGCCCAGGAAAUGGGACUCGGAGAUAACCAAAUCGUUAUAUCUAGCCUAGUCGAUGGCUUCAUCAUUGGUAACCAUGGUGGCCCCGAUGCUACUAGCAUUCCACUACCUGAUUCCGGGUUUGUACUCGCACUUCGCAAAUAUGCUCUGUUCACGAAGAAAUCCCACAAUGAGGCACGGCUCCUUUCAUGUCUGGCGCGAUUUCAGGAACUUGUCUUUGUCUCUUUCUGUGAUGUUGCUCUUGGUCUAGGCGAAGCGAAAGACCGGGUCCACGACGCGAUGAGGCUUUACAUUUCGAACUCGGAAGGUCGAAACCUCGAUAAGAUUAUAUCUGGGGCGCGAUGGGUGAACCGAUGCAUCACAAGUCUCUCAAUAACACCGUGGGGCUCACGAAGUCCGGAGAUUUUUAUAUUAGGUGGGCAAACUACGAAUUUCUAUGGCCGAUACGCCGAAACAGGCUACAAAUGCACGCCAUAUUUCUUAAAUUUACUACAGCAGCGAGCAAAGGGGUUCUCGGGUGCGGAACAAACUACUAGAAUCCCCGUUUCUAUUCCGUGUAUAAUUAAAUUGUUAGCUGGUACCACGGCUGAACUAUCUGAUAUAUGUGAUGUUCUUGGAUACGAUUAUAGCCUUACAAGGGACCUAUUCCAAAGAUACUACGAUGGCAAAUUCACCGGUCUCAACAGUCAGCAAACACCCCCGUCGCCACCAAAGCGCCGAGGCAACACGAACUUUUGUGUAAACAGUCGGCAAGCGAAAAGACGCGCCCCUACGGAUUACUCCAAGAGACAUAUUUCGAAGUCAAUUCACGAGAUAGUGCGAAUCCCUCAAUUAGGUCCCCUGGCCGGGCGCCAUAAUAGUGAGCAAAUAUAUACUGAUCGCAAUGACUCAACGUCUUCGCCCGCGAUUAGUACCGGUGAUGGUUGCCCUGAUCCUGACACGUUUCAUCGCGUCGCUAGAGAACCCCCGGACUUCGACGUCUUUCAAUUUGAUUCUUCUCAAGCCCAAUUCGGGAUUCCUCCCGAAUUUGAUGUGUUCGAGUCUCCUUCCGCUCAAUCCUGUUAUCCUCCCGAAUUCAACAUAUUUCGUUUUGAUUCUCCUUCGGCUCGAUUAAAUAUACCUUCCAUAUUUAGUGAUAUCCAAUCCGAUCCUCCGACCGGCGCUCAAUUCGAUGUGUUCCAAUUUGAUAGCCUCUGCAAUACCAAUGACGGAGCUGCUGAUAUCUCUCGGGGUCUCGACCUCGAAGGGCAGAAUGCUGUUGGGCCAUCACUUCCAUCUAAUAUACAGGUAUAA